AAGAGUAUUACGAAAAUACGAAAGUUGCUUCCGACUUUGGAAGCAUUCGCCCCUUGCCAUGAACAACGCAUGUUUUCAUCUUCACGAGCCUGAUUUUCCAGGCUCCAUCUUCUUCAUCAGUUUGCAGAAAAACCAGAAUAUCUCAGAUAAAGCAAACAGCUGGAAGCAUGGUGUUCUCACAAAUCCCUGUGAAAAUAUUAUAAAAUAGUAUAUUUUUGGUGAGUCAGUGAGUAUUAGCUCGCCACGCGGCCAUUCAAAUUAGCAGAAGAACAUAAAUAUCAUCAUUAAACGAAGCUUUCUUCAACCUGCACUUCCUUCUUCUUCCUUAUCGACAACUUAUUCCCCCUCGUCUGUGUCUCUCUCUUCCUCUAAAAUUUCAUCGUCAUGGAUCCUUACAAGUUUCGUCCAUCAAGCGCCCACAAUUCUCCUUUCUUCACCGCAAACUCUGGUGCCCCUGUUUGGAACAAUAACAAUUCCCUCACAGUUGGCUCCAGAGGUCCAAUUCUUCUCGAGGAUUAUCAUUUGGUGGAGAAGCUAGCAAAUUUCGACAGGGAACGGAUUCCAGAGCGUGUGGUUCAUGCUAGAGGUGCUAGUGCUAAAGGGUUCUUUGAAGUAACUCAUGAUAUCUCUCAUCUCACCUGUGCUGAUUUCCUUCGAGCACCUGGAGUCCAGACCCCUGUUAUUGUCAGGUUUUCUACUGUUAUCCAUGAGCGUGGAAGUCCUGAAACUCUUAGAGAUCCUCGAGGUUUUGCUGUCAAGUUUUACACCAGAGAGGGUAACUUUGACCGUGGCAACAAUUUCCCUGUAUUUUUCAUCCGUGAUGGGAUGAAAUUCCCUGACAUGGUCCAUGCUCUCAAACCCAAUCCUAAGUCACACAUUCAAGAAAACUGGAGGAUACUAGACUUCUUCUCACACCACCCUGAGAGCUUGCACAUGUUCACCUUUCUCUUUGAUGACAUUGGUAUCCCACAGGAUUACAGGCACAUGGAUGGCUUUGGUGUCAACACAUACACUUUGAUCAAAAAGUCUGGGAAGGCACAUUAUGUGAAAUUCCACUGGAAACCAACUUGUGGGGUUAAGAGUUUGUUGGAAGAUGAGGCCAUAAGAGUUGGUGGAUCUAACCACAGUCAUGCCACACAGGACCUCUAUGACUCGAUUGCAGCCGGACACUACCCUGAGUGGAAGCUUUUCAUUCAGAUAAUUGAUCCUGAUGAUGAAAACAAGUUUGAUUUUGAUCCACUUGAUGUGACCAAGACUUGGCCUGAAGACAUCUUGCCCUUGCAGCCUGUGGGUCGCUUGGUUUUGAACAGGAAUAUAGAUAAUUUCUUUGCUGAGAAUGAGCAGCUUGCAUUCUGCCCCUCUAUUGUGGUGCCUGGUGUCUAUUAUUCAGAUGAUAAGUUGCUGCAAACUAGAAUCUUCUCCUACUCUGAUACACAGAGGCAUCGUCUUGGACCAAAUUAUCUGAUGCUUCCUGCAAAUGCUCCCAAGUGUUCUCAUCACAACGAUCACCAUGAUGGCUUCAUGAAUUUUAUGCAUAGGGAUGAGGAGGUUAAUUACUUCCCUUCAAGAUAUGAUCCAGUUCGUCAUGCUGAGAAGUACCCUACUCCUCCUGUUAUUCUAAGUGGCAAGCGCGAUAAGUGUGUCAUUCCAAAGGAGAACAACUUCAAGCAGCCUGGGGAGAGAUACCGUUCCUUUUCACCAGACAGGAAAGAGCGAUUUAUUCAACGUUGGGUUGAGGCCUUGUCCGACCCAAGGGUUACUCACGAAAUUCGCAGUAUUUGGAUCUCAUACUGGGCUCAGGCUGACAGGUAUCUGGGACAGAAGAUUGCUUCUCACCUCAACAUGAGGCCAACCAUGUGAAAAAGCAUAAACAAAGUCUCAAAUAUUCAUCAUACAGGGACAUUAUUCAAUCUAAUUACUGUAGCUUUAUGUGGAUUCAGUAGUUUAAAGAAAAAAACAUUGCAGUUUUGUUUGUGAAAUAUACUAAGAAGAGUCUUUGUAAUAAGAUGUGAUAAUUAGUAACUAAAGUGUUAAAUGUAAGUUUCUUUGUUUUUAUUAAAUUUCCCACCAUAUAUUUCCUAAAAAAAGAGAAAAGAUUUAAAAAACAAAAAGAAAAUUAUUUUUAAUAACCAAUCAAUUCCCGCUAAAUGGACCAUUUCUAAAAUAACAAUGAAAUAAUUUUCUGCAAAUUACGGCCAAAU
Molecule: messenger RNA, 2201 nt
Organism: Manihot esculenta (cassava)
Lineage: Eukaryota; Viridiplantae; Streptophyta; Magnoliopsida; Malpighiales; Euphorbiaceae
Product: catalase-2-like
Biological process (GO): hydrogen peroxide catabolic process; response to hydrogen peroxide
Cellular component (GO): cytoplasm; plasma membrane; peroxisome
Molecular function (GO): catalase activity; heme binding
Source: RefSeq, a predicted model, not a curated record